ACCCUCCCAGAUACACAGCCUCAGUAAGGAGCCCGGGAGAGUGCUGGGCUGUGUGCAGCAGUCAUUGGACUGUCAGAUUUGGAGAGCAGGGCAGCGCUCACUCAGCACUCACUAUGAGCUCUCUGCAGGAAGACUCGCUGCAUUAAGCGCCUAUUGUGCCUGGGAUCCCUUCCCUGGGGGCUGUCACCGUGUGAUUUAUUUUUUUAAUUUAUUUAUUUCAUUUUGUUCUUUUCUAUACCUGUUAUUUUUUGGGGGAGCUGGAAAAUGCCAGGAAGUGACACUGGAAUAGCUGUGGACAGGACCUACUCAGACCCUGAGAGGCACCAAAGGACCAAGGCUAGGGUGGACAGGUCUGAUAUGCACACCCUCAGUUUGCCUUUAACCAUAAGACGUGGAGGAUCGGAUACCAACCUUAACUUUGAUAUACCAGAUGGUAUUCUAGACUUUCACAAAGUUAAGUUCUCUGCCGACAGUGUAAAACAAAAAAUCCUCAAAGUCACUGAACAGAUCAAAAUAGAGCAGACUGCCCGAGAUGGUAAUGUGGCUGAGUAUUUAAAGCUGGUGAACAGCGCCGACAAACAGCAGGCUGGACGCAUAAAACAGGUAUUCGAGAAGAAGAACCAGAAGUCUGCUCAUUCCAUAGCUCAACUCCAGAAGAAAUUAGAGCAGUACCACAAAAAGUUAAAAGAAAUCGAGCAAAAUGGAUCUACAAGUAAAAGUUCUAAGGAUAUUUCCAAAGAUAACCUCAAAGAACUACAACAUUCUUUAAAGGAUGUGAACAGCAGUUCUCGAACUGCUGCACAAGGAGAAAGUAGUAAAGCGGGAAUGCCAGGUGUUUCAUUGACUCCUCCAAUGUUUGUGUUCAACAAGUCGAAAGAGUUUGCAAAUCUAAUCCGUAAUAAGUUUGGAAGUGCCGAUAACAUCGCUCAUCUAAAAAAUAGUCUAGAUGACUUUCAUCCAGAGACCAGCCCCAGGAACUUGAGUGGUAGUGCCACAAUAAUGACAAAGCCCAAGUAUGCAAGUGAUGACGAGUGUUCCAUUGGAACAUCUGGCUCUGCGGACAGUAAUGGAAAUCAAACCUUUGACACUGGAAGGACAAACACCAAUGAUAGUCAUGGAAAUCUUGCUGUGUUCCUGGACGAACUGAGGGAAAUCCGAGAAGCUCAGACUCAACUAUCGGAAGAUAUAGAAUCCUUGAAAGUACAAUUCAAGAGAGAAUAUGGAUUUAUUUCUCAGACGUUACAAGAAGAACGAUACAGGUAUGAAAGGCUUGAAGACCAACUCAAUGAUCUAACUGACCUUCACCAACAUGAGACAACCAACUUAAAGCAAGAUCUAGCAAGCAUUGAAGAAAAGGUUGCAUACCAGGCUUAUGAAAGAUCACGCGAUAUCCAGGAAGCGUUGGAGUCCUGCCAGACACGAGUCUCUAAACUGGAGCUUCACCAGCAGGAACAAUUAGCGGUUCAGUCUGAAACCGUGAAUGCCAAAGUACUCCUGGGGAAAUGUAUAAACAUAGUCCUUGCCUUAAUAACUGUUGUCCUGGUUUUUGUCUCCACAAUUGCAAAAUUCACGGCACCAAUGAUGAAGAGCCGCUUCCAUAUAAUCUGCACAUUCGUCGCAGUGACUAUACUCGCAAUACUUUGUAAGAACUGGGAUCAUAUAGUGUGCGCUAUAGAACGCAUCAUCAUGCCAAGGUGAACAUACAGUUAUGUGCUCACGCAUUCACCACCACGUUCAUGAACUGAAAAAAGCCUCAUAUCAAAAAGUUUUCAUCGACACAUUUUUCAGCUGUUUGGAAUGUAGUUCCGAACCAUAUUCCUAGUAGACUGUUGUAUUCCUUCAUUUGACAUGCUCACCUUUACAUGUUGCCUUAACUACAUUUCUUCAAUUAAACGACCGGUUGGGUUGUAGAAGUCACUAAAAGGUGGAGUUUUUGGGAACGAUCUCAAGCUCACUAAACAACCACUGUGCACCUGGUUCCAGAGACACCGAUGUCUGGAUUGCAGUGGAUCUGGCCUAGCACAGUCUACCUGCAUUGCGUUAAAGAUUUCAAAGUGGAAUCUUUGCAGCCUGGCUUGGAUCACCAAAACCAGGCCUUUUUUUAUUUUUAUUUGUAAAUAACGCACCUUUCUAUUCUUGUGGAUUCUGAUGUAGGGGUUGCUUUUAACCCACUGACAGCAUCACAUUUUUACCCCCAAAUGAACAAGAACUGGGCAUUUGACUAAAGAACCAAACACCCACAUUUAUUGAAUGUCAUUUAAAAUAUAUUUUCUGAGCUGUAUAGAUGAGCAGCUGAAAUUGGUAUGUACCUGGGGGGGUAACACUGACAUAGAAGGAAUCUGAGAUAAAAGAAAAUAGUGGUUUACAAAUCACAUAUAUAUCUAUUUCUAGGUAAAUAUAUAAUUAUUUCAAUUAAUCUAUUUUUUUUUAUAAAGUGUGAUAUAAAAACAGCUUGUUCAUUUUUGUUUUCAUUCCGAAUAAAGCACUAUACAGUGUGGUUAUCUGCCAACACGUUAAAAAAACCAAAACAGAUUUUACUUAAAAUAUGUUUUGUAGCAUUUGAUGCCCAUCUGUUUAGUGCUUAAGCCACAUCUUCACUGCUAAUCGUCGGCUAAAAUACUUUGCAUGCGUGGCGUGAUAUUUGGCCGUUUUAUUUGUUUCUCCGGUGAUAUGCUGCUGUAGGGUAAGAUUGAUGAAUAACUUAAUUUUGUGGUAUGAGAAAAAAAUAGGAUAAUGUGUUUCUGCUGUUCAAAAUUUAAUGCUUGGGUAAUACAAAGGAUUGUGGAGUUGUCAUGACAAAAAUUUAAUAUAUGUUUGCGUCAUGUCUAUGUUGUCUUUUAAGAGUAUCUUACAGACAUUUUAAUUCCAGCUGAUAUAUUGGGAUCCAGAAUGGGUGUCUAAUAUUUAACUUUCUCAAAAUUCAGUUGUUUAGCACUAGCUGAAAAUGGGAUGUGGAUAAGGUAUUUUUUUAUCAUGCCUGUAAAAAACCAAUUAUUGAUAUAAAAGUCCAGUUUAAUCAGGCAACUGAAUAGGUAAUUGUGUCCUUAUAAUAAUUAUAGGUUCGUUUUAUCAUGCCAAAUUAAAUUUAUCUGUUACGUUUCAAACUAAAAUGUAAAAAUCCAGACGUGGCUCUGUCAUCAAAACAUAUUUGCAAUAUCAUACAGCAAAUUUAAACCAGUAAACCGUUUUGAAACUUUGUUACAGAGGGUUUAUAUCAAAACAACACUUCGUUAGACACAUUCUAAUUUAGCUGAUUACUUUUCCUUCAGUUCAGUAAUUGACUGAGCAGUUCUAAUGAUGCAGUUCAGAGAAUCAAUAUGGAUAUCUCCCAAGUCUCAAGUCAAUGCAAAGUUUUACUUGUCUAGUCUUGGGGCCCAUCAAUAGCUGAUUUACACAAUCUGUAAAACUUUGGAAAUUGUAGAAACUUUAAAAAGGGAUUUAUUAUUUUUUUUUUUUUUUCAACAGAGCCAGUUACUAUAAUGGGUUAUUCCAAGCAUCAUAACCACUGCAACUCGCUGUAAUUAUGCCAGGAGUACCCUGGCACUUUUUCACAGUAAUGGGGCACAUAGAUUAGCAACACUUUGCCCUCAUACCUGAUUCUACAUCGGCUUUUGAUGCUCCCUGGUGGUCUAGCGGAAGAUGUCUGGCUUCUGAAGUGGUCAUGGUGCUUGGAGUAGACCUUUAAUAACCACAAUCUGGUGCCCCACUGUAAGGGAUCCUUGUAUAGAUGUGGUAAUACACCCUGUUGUUAUUAAUUUACAGCCUCCCUCCAGCAAAAUAGUAUGGCAGGUUUAUAUCAGAGAUUUACAUUUGUUGGAUUUUCACGAGCUAGAAGUUUUCACAUGUAUAGCAUGGUGAAUAUUCUUCUCCUGCCCUAUUGUAUUCUUUAGAAUAUCAAUCAUUGUUUGUCCAUAAUAUACAUAGCUAGUGAAUUUUAACUGGUUUUUAAGUGUCAAACAAAUCUUUGUGUACUAAAUGUUUACAAAUGUCAAUCGUUGCAACUGACUUAAAUUGCAAUCUGCUUAGGUGCUGCAUGAAUCCUAUCCAGUCACUUGAAAAAAAUAUAUAUUUUGAAACACAGCGUAGAUUUACAGAGUGAACAAUGCUUAUUCCCCCGCCCCCCACCCACAAUCUAAAAUAGCAUCACUAGCAUUUUUGUAAUAACCUUCUAUAAUUGUUAUAGUUGUUUUAAUUUGACAAGAUUAAAGAGGUGCUGUCUCUUCACCAGGAUUUUAGUAUUGUGCUGCGUAUCUCCUGCAUCUUGCAAGUUUAUGAUUGUGAGGUCUGCAAAAUAAAAUUAAAUAUAGCAACUCAAGAUCACUCAAUUUUUGGGACGGAUUACCUCCAUCUUGCCCCUGUCAGUCAUUGUUAUAGGUUCUGCACUUUGUAUCUGUCAAUCGGCAGAGAGAGAGCUUAUAGAAUGUUUUUAUUCAACAGUAUAAUUUCCACUGAAGUAACUGUUCCUCUUUCAAUGUGCUGUGCUUCUAUCUCUGACCAUCAUCACAGAGAGUCUAAUUUGCUAGGUUUGACAUUCUUUGUAGUACAGCAAAUAGGUGGAGCAGUGAAUAACAAAUAUUGUAAAUACUUCAUUCUUUGUGACCGUUACUGAAAACAUCAUAGAGAGGUGCUUUAAGCUUUCAAAAAGAAUGUAACUCUAUGGUAUAUUGUUUUUACUGUCAGUUAUACCAGGGACAUAUUUCUCCAGCUCCCUAAUAUGUACAAAGUAGCACUGCAGAACAGACUAGAGAAAACAUUUCUGCUAACAUCAUUAAGAAAAGAUAGAUGCACAUAAAAUUACACGUUUAUUUAAGAAUUGUAAAAUUAAUUAACAUUGCUCUCUCUAUAAUUGACUUGCACCCAAAAGGAAAUCAAUUGUACAUUUGAAAGCUCUGAAAACCGUUUGUUAUGUAAUAGAUUUUUAUGCAAGAUUAAAUACUGUAUUUUCUUUAUUCUAUAUUUUGAUAUGAGAGAGUCAUCGUCCACGGAAAACCCCCAACUACUAUGAAUGGAGCUGAAUUGAUGGGAACAAAAAAUAGAGGGGUGGAAUGAGAUUGUAAACAAAUAUAUGUAUAUAUAAAAAAUAUGUAAAUGUAUGAAUUAUAAACUACUUUGUUGAAUAAUUGUAUUUUUUUUUUUUAAGAAUUUUGAAAGAUUAUUAACGAAGGAUGCUGCCAGCUUGUUGACCUUCUUGAUGAGCGUUUAUGAACCGCAUUGUUUCUUGGUUCACUUGCUAACCUGCUGCAGUUCAUGCAGACAUUCUGUAAUGUUGAACCUGUGUAAACAUAAAACUUUUUUUUUCCGCAAAUUA
Messenger RNA from Pelobates fuscus (common spadefoot toad), 5308 nucleotides. It is a transcript of the gene TMCC3, whose product is annotated as transmembrane and coiled-coil domain family 3. Gene Ontology annotation, cellular component: endomembrane system. The transcript is spliced from 4 exons. Bases 265 to 1698 code for a protein of 477 amino acids. NCBI's taxonomy places the organism in Eukaryota, Metazoa, Chordata, Amphibia, Anura, Pelobatidae. The record is from RefSeq and is a predicted model, not a curated record.